Acaulospora morrowiae is the source of this 2310-nucleotide messenger RNA. The record is from the annotation of a GenBank genome assembly. Lineage: Eukaryota; Fungi; Glomeromycota; Glomeromycetes; Diversisporales; Acaulosporaceae.
AUGAGAUUCACGAUAGUGUUAGCAAUGACCCUGGUGGUCUUGGUCGCGAAUGCCUUAGGCUCCGAAGUGAUAAACUUGGAACAAAAAACCUUUGAUCAAUCCGUUUCCAAGGGACGGUGGUUUGUCGAAUUCUAUGCACCUUGGUGCGUUCAUUGUCAAGAGUUGGAGCCCACAUGGAAUCAACUGGCUAAUGAACAAGGAGAUUUCCUAAAGAAGAAAAACUUUUAUAUUGCCAAGGUUGAUUGCACCCUCCACGGAGAUAUUUGUGAAAAGAACGGCGUGAAAAAUUUUCCAUCAUUAUUCUUGUAUAACAAUGGUAAUAAAUUAGACAUGUAUAGUGGCUCCCGAACUCUAGAUUCCUUAACCGAAUUUACCAAGACCAAGGCUGUGGAAUUAUACGAGAAAGACACCGGAGAAGUGAUCGCUCUGGGCGAGGAAACUUCAGGUGGAUCUGUUCCACAAAAUCCGCUGGGGACAGUUGUUCCACUGACUGGCAAAAACUUUGACGAACUGGUAAGCUCUGGACCAUGGUUUAUUAAAUUUUUUGCUCCAUGGUGUGGUCAUUGUCAACACUUGGCACCUACCUGGGAAAAAUUGGGUAAAAGUUUAAAGGACAAAUUGAACGUCGGGGAGGUAGACUGUACCAUUGAUGGAGAUUUGUGUAAAAAGUAUAAAAUUCUUGGAUACCCGACUUUGAAACUAUUCCAAAGUCCCGAUGACAUAGUUGAUUACAAGGGAUCACGACAGUUGCAAAACUUACUAGAUUUCGCCGAAAGGGCUGGUGCUGCUCGCAUAUCUGAAAUCAAUUCGGAAGAGCUUGACGAAGCAAAAGAGACUGACGAUGUUCUAUUCAUUUAUCUAUAUGAUGAGUCGACGCCCCUUGAAUUUUUGCGAACCAUGAAAACACUAUCACGCUCUUUCUUUUCGUUAAAAUUCUAUUCUAGCAAAGACAAAAACCUUGCUAAAGUUUUGAAAGUCGAAAGUACUCCAGCGUUGAUAGUUUUGAAGGAUGAUAUGCAAAAAACUUAUCCUGCCAAGUCACCCGAUGAUUUCACUAACCUUGAUGCAUUAAGGAAAUGGAUUCGAUCAGAAAAAUAUCCUCUUGUACCAGAAAUGGAUUCGGAAAAUUACGAAGAUAUUUUGAGUGGUGAUAGAUUGGUGGUUCUAGGUGUACUGCAACCGAACGAAGUGGAAAAUUUCACCAGGAACAAGGAAUCCUUGAAGAAAGCCGCGAAAAUCCAUCAACAAACCAAGAAAGAUGGUGGAUCAGAUGAUGACAGAAGCAUUAUGUUUGCUUGGUUGAAUGGCAAUAGAUGGACCGAUUAUAUUUAUAACGUUUACGGAAAAAGUAUAAAGGAUAUACCAGUGGUACUAAUUGUCGAUCUAAAGUCAAGUGAAUACUAUGACGCCACUAAAACAGGGGAAAAAAUUUCAUUUGAAAGUAACCAACUUCUCGAAACAAUUUAUGAUGCCAAGGAAAAACACCUGAUUGGCAAAAAAAGUCACAAAGAAACCAAACCACAUUAUCAUCACAUUCUAACGGAAAGUCAUGAUAAAGUUGGAUUGAUUACUUUAAAUCGACCAAAAGCGUUGAAUGCUUUGUCGAGUGAUAUGUUUCAUGAGAUUAACGAGGCAUUGGAAAAAUUCGAUAACGAUCCGAACAUUGGCGCCAUUGUGAUUGCUGGAAAUGAAAGAGCUUUUGCUGGCAAGUACAUUAUGCCUCCUGGUGCUGACAUCACAGAAAUGCGUGGUAAAACUUAUGCUCAGGUUUACAAGUCUAAUUUUCUUAGUAACUGGGGUAAAAUUAACGACGUUAAGAAACCCACAAUUGCUGCCGUAAAUGGCUUUGCGUUGGGCGGUGGGUGUGAAUUAGCUAUGAGUUGUGAUAUAAUUUAUGCCGGUGAAAAUGCCGCAUUUGGUCAACCCGAGAUUAAGCUUGGUAUCAUUCCAGGUGCCGGAGGCACUCAACGACUCACAAGAGCAAUUGGAAAAUCAAAAGCGAUGGAGAUCGUAUUGACAGGUAAAAAAUUUACAGCUCAAGAUGCCGAAAAAUGGGGUCUAGUGAGUAAGGUACUACCUGUUGAUAAGGUACUCGAAGAGGCCAUUAAACUAGGCCAAGAGAUUGCAAGUCUUUCCCAACCUUCUGUUCAAGCUGCUAAGGAAGCUGUUAAUAACGCAUUUGAGUUAUCGUUAAAAGAAGGAAACCAUUUCGAAAGAAGAUUAUUCUAUAGUCUAUUCUCCCUGGCUGACAAGGAAGAAGGAAUAAGUGCAUUUUUAGAUAAACGCGAACCAAUAUGGAAAAAUGAGUAA